This is a messenger RNA of Fonsecaea multimorphosa CBS 102226, 1248 nucleotides long. RefSeq lists its product as uncharacterized. Lineage: Eukaryota; Fungi; Ascomycota; Eurotiomycetes; Chaetothyriales; Herpotrichiellaceae. The transcript is spliced from 6 exons. Gene Ontology annotation, cellular component: plasma membrane; endoplasmic reticulum; Golgi apparatus. The coding region runs from base 1 to 1248 and encodes 415 amino acids. The record is from RefSeq and is a predicted model, not a curated record.
AUGACGCGGACAGAACUCCAGCACGCUGAUUCCAUACACGAGGAAGACCCUCACAACGAACCUCCCAAGAAACAGAAGAGCAGACGCCCCGCAAACACCGCGUUUCGGCAGCAGAGACUGAAGGCAUGGCAGCCCAUUCUGACACCUAAGACUGUCCUCCCCCUCUUGUUCGCCGUCGGCGUCAUUUUUGCCCCUAUCGGCGGCCUCCUUCUAUGGGCGAGCGCAAGUGUGCAAGAAUUGAGGAUUGAUUAUACCGACUGCAUUACAACCGCAGGCACUGGCGACUUCACCACCAUCCCAGAUAGCAAAGUCCACUCGUCCUUCAAAACAACCCCAAAUGAUACGUCGUCGAAACCUGCAUGGCAGAGAUCCACGAAGACGACACACCCGCCUUGGAGCGUUGCGAUCCCAGACACCCCUGUAUGUACGCUACGGUUCUCCAUCCCCAACGACAUUGGUCCUCCGGUCUACCUGUACUAUCGCCUCACGAACUUCUAUCAAAACCACCGACGAUAUGUGAAGUCGCUCGAUACGGAUCAAUUGAAGGGCGAUGUUCUUAGCAAUCACACAAUCAGCAACAGCGCCUGCAAUCCGCUCAAACUGAAUCACGAAGGCAAGGCAUACUACCCUUGCGGGCUGAUCGCGAAUUCCAUCUUCAAUGAUACGCUGAAUUCUCCCACACUCCAAAACCCGAGUGGAACUGCGCCCGCUCAAAAGUACGUUAUGACAAACCGGAGCAUUGCCUGGGGCUCCGAUGCCUCACUUUACAAGAAGACAAAGUACACCAACGAUCAAGUCGCUCCGCCACCCAACUGGAUCAAACGUUAUCCAAACUAUACCGACGAACACCCCAUCCCAGAUUUGUCGCAAUACGAAGAAUUCCAGGUCUGGAUGAGAACAGCUGGUCUGCCCACAUUCAGUAAAUUGGCCUUGCGCAAUGAUAAUGAAACCAUGGUCGCUGGCACCUACACGAUGGAGAUAUUUGACUUCUUCCCCGUUACCGUGUAUGACGGUACCAAGAGCAUUCUGAUCUCGACAAGAUCAGUGAUUGGCGGCAAGAAUUCGUUCUUGGGUAUUGCAUACGUCGCGAUUGGCGGUUUAUGCAUCGUUCUUGGUGCAUUAUUCACUCUUGCACAUUUGAUCAGGCCCAGAAAACUGGGCGACCAUACGUAUCUAUCCUGGAACAAUGAUGCGCCGGCUACCGGAAUCCUUGCCACUGGUCGCGAUAUUCGACCUGGAGGGUCCUAA